This is a messenger RNA of Epinephelus moara (kelp grouper), 5285 nucleotides long. Its product is annotated as arg8-vasotocin receptor-like. The record is from RefSeq and is a predicted model, not a curated record. Lineage: Eukaryota; Metazoa; Chordata; Actinopteri; Perciformes; Serranidae. Gene Ontology annotation, cellular component: membrane. Gene Ontology annotation, molecular function: peptide binding; vasopressin receptor activity. Gene Ontology annotation, biological process: regulation of systemic arterial blood pressure by vasopressin; G protein-coupled receptor signaling pathway; positive regulation of vasoconstriction. The transcript is spliced from 2 exons. Bases 209 to 1441 code for a protein of 410 amino acids.
ACCUGCAGCUGCUGCGCGUCACGAGUGGAAACAUAAGCGUGGAUUUUAUUUUUGUCAGUGACUCCUGUCCGGUUCCCUCUCCGCGCGCCCCGGUGAUCCUCCCACACAUGUGGAGGUAACCUCAGAGUUUGACAGCCACUGUCUCUCCGGUGGUGACGGCAGCGCACCGGCGGGCAGCCAGCUCCGUGCGCCCGGAGACGCGGCCAGCAUGCUGUGCGCCUGGGAGGACUCGUGGAACAUGACGGACACAAACUGCAGCGAUGGGUUCAACUUGACGCAUCAGCCGCAGCCCGCCGCCACCAUCAUCGGGAGGAGGAACGACACCGACCCGUUCGGACGGAACGAGGAGGUGGCCAAACUCGAGAUCACCGUCCUGAGCCUCGCCUUCGUCGCGGCGGUGGUGGGCAACGUGAGCGUGCUGCUGGCCAUGUACAAGACCCGGCGGAAACCGUCGCGCAUGCACCUGUUCAUGAAGCACCUGAGCCUCGCGGACCUGGUGGUGGCCGUGUUCCAGGUGCUGCCGCAGCUCUGCUGGGAGAUCACCUUCCGCUUCUACGGCCCGGACUUCCUGUGCCGCAUCGUGAAGCACCUGCAGGUGCUCGGCAUGUUCGCCUCCACCUACAUGAUGGUGAUGAUGACCCUGGACCGCUACAUCGCCAUCUGCCACCCGCUGCAGACGCUCCAGCAGCCGACGCAGCGCGCGCACAUCAUGAUCGGCUCCACGUGGGUGUGCAGCCUGGUGCUCAGCACCCCGCAGUACUUCAUCUUCUCCCUGAGCGAGGUGCACCCCGGCUCGGGCGUCCACGACUGCUGGGCUCACUUCAUGGAGCCGUGGGGGCUGCGCGCCUACAUCACCUGGAUGACGGCCGGGAUCUUCCUCGUGCCCGUGGCCGUGCUCGUGUUCUGCUACGGACUCAUCUGCCGCACCAUCUGGAGGAACCUGAAAUAUAAGACCCGGACGAGGAGGACGGUGGCGGAGGCCAACAGGAGCGGGAUGCUGGGCCGGAGCUCCGUGAGCAGCGUCAGCACCAUCUCGCGCGCAAAAUUACGCACGGUGAAGAUGACUUUCGUGAUCGUGCUGGCGUACGUGGUGUGCUGGGCGCCUUUCUUCACCGUGCAGAUGUGGUCAGUGUGGGACAAGACCUUCUCCUGGCACGACUCUGAGAACACCACGGUGACGCUCACCGCCCUGCUGGCCAGCCUAAACAGCUGCUGUAACCCCUGGAUCUACAUGAUCUUCAGCGGUCACCUCCUCUCUGACUUCGCCAGCAGCCUGCCGUGCUGGCGCUCGCUGAGGGGAAAGUUAGGCCACCAGGAUUCUGACAGCAGCAUCCGCCGCACCACGCUGCUGUCCCGCCUGCAGGGCCCGCGUCUCUCUGAGCCGUUUAGAGACCUCAACCCUCCUCCCAAAAACUGUCCACAGGUCCCAUCUGCGUCCUGACCGCUGGGAACACUGCUGUGUGUCUGAUUGGCUAAAACGACACAGAAAACAUGAGCUGGUCUCAAUCUGCUGGUUCAUAGCAGCGACGGAAGGUAUGACCUCAUCUCAGGGUGCGGUCACGCCUGCAGCUUGUUUUCUUUGGUCCGAUCCAGAGUGGAAACGUUUACUCUGUGGCAAAUAUUUGCUGUUUGUUUCUUAAGCUGUUGGAAAAGAGCUCUAAUCACUCUCAGUCUGCAGGGUCAGAGAAUUCAGGGGUUAAACAGAAACAAAUCCACUCACUUUAAACUCAAGUGUUUUCCAGUCUGGAUCCUCUCCUCACAUGUUUCUGUGUUUAAGAGACUGAUGGGAACAAAACCACUUGAAACUGGUCCAGUGCAGUGAUGUCAGUGUUGGUUCAUUAUGCUUUCAAUAGUCCGACACCCAUCAGCUGCUAACUAACCAGCUAAAAUGAUGUGAAAUACCAGACAAAUGUCCAUUUAAUGGGCGCUCCACUGACUCACUGACCAGCGUCGCAUUUCAAAGUUCUCUCUUUUUAGACGUGGCGACAAUUUGAUGUUUUGUGAUGUAAAUGUUUUACCCAGCUAGCUGUGUUAACAUGAAAACAUAGUGCCCAGUGCCCACCCUCCAGUCUCCACUGGUUAGCUAACGUUAGCCUUGACCACUAUGCACUCACGCAGCCGGGUUGGGUGGGAGCUAGCUAGCGGCGCCACAGCAAUACCAACCAUGAUGGUAUUGCUGCAGAAACAUGAGCCCCUUUUACACUGCCAGAUUUUCGGUGAAUGUUGGGCCGUUUUGCCGGCAAGCUGCGAGCGUUUAGACACACAGAGCCGGAUUGGCGAGUUGAUCCGAGGUGCCCAAUUUUCCGCCUCGUAGGGUAGACAUAUUGGUGGAACCCUUUUAGUUUAAACAGACCGAGGCGGCCUUCCGCAACGGGAGGGGCUGUUGAUGACUUGUGGGAGGAGCUGUUGAUGACGCCGCACGUGCGAGCCACUGGCGGUGGAUAAACAGGAAACAGCUGAUAGCAGGAAUUAGCGAGCAGCUAGUAGCAAGAGGGAAACACAAACCUGACAGACACUGUAAAGAUGAGCAACUGGGGAGACAAGGAAUUGCGCGCCCUCCUUGUCCUCGCAAACGAAGAGGCCAUUAACCGUCAGAUGACGGGGACGGUGAAGAACGGGCCGACUUACGAGAGAAUCGCCGAAGGACUGACCAGCCGCGGCUUCCCUCCCACGUCACUGUUUACGUCACACGCUGAGCUACACGUUUUGUUACUUGCUCACGCCCCCCAUUGCCCCGAAAAAGGCACAUUCUGUAUAAACAAAAGUAGGUAGGCGGCAUUUUGCUGCACUCCCUGAUUUUGUUUUUAUACUGCCAAUGCUGAAAAAACACUGAUUGGGCUUUCCUGCAAAUUUGCACAACUCCUGUUUAAACAGGGUUGUGGUGCUCACCCUCCAGUCUCCCCCCGGGUCGCCCCGAUGAGUAAGCAGCUUCAUUUUGAUUCGCAAACCCUCUUUAGUAUUGUCAACUCUAUUAGCACCACGAGCUGUGCUAACACUGCUAAUGGUGCUAACAGAGCUAACUAAGUUACAGAGUUUUUUCACAGCCUAUUUUAACUGAAAACUGUGUGUGUCAUGUGGGAGAAAUAGGCAAGGAUUUUGCGGGCAGUGUGGACCAGACGUUAGAAUAACAAUCUGAGCCUAUCAGUGACAAAAACAAAGUGUGGACGGACACUGACGGUGUGAACAGAGUGGUUACAUUACAGCCUGUUUCACUGCUGCAGCCUCAUCAGUCACUGAGACACAGGAACAUGGGGAACAGAGUCCAAGCUGAAACGUACUGACGGCAAUCUUUAUCUGUUAUUAGCAUGGUGGUCUUGUCUGCACUCUUUGCUGUAGUUUAGCUUCUUUAGAACUGAGAUUCAUUUUGUGACACAUGAGGAAACUGCUGCUUUCAUAUGUCAACAUUCUCUUUAUACCCAUGAACCCUGGUGCUGUCGGGCUGUUUCCUGUGGAUUUUCAGAUUACAGUCAGUGAGUAAACUUUGUAAAAAGGAGCCAACCUCUCCCACAUUUUGACCACAGAGCUAGUUAUGAAAAUGAUGUGGAUGUGACGACUGACGGGACCAAGUCAGAGCCGCUCUGUUCCCGUCUGGGUCGGCCAGUGUUGACGGCCUGCAGAUAAAAUCAGACACUGUUUGAUAUUUAAAGAGUCUAAUCUGAAGUCUUUAGGUUCAGUCGCUGCAGGUCGUUUUCAUAAAGAUUAUUUUAAACAUGUUUGGUAUUUGAUAUCACCAUCAUACAUCAAGCUAUCCAAAUAUAUUUCUCUAAGUUUAAGGGAUUACACACAUGCACAGAAAUGAUUUACAGCAGAGUUGCUACACUUUUUAAAAGGUACUGGAGCUGCAGCUCAUGGCUUUUCUCCCGAUCAAUUAAUCAGAGUUAUUUUUGUAAUUAUUGAUUAAUGGUUCGGUCUAUAGAAUGUCAGAAAUGUAAGCAGAGAGAUUUUCCAAAAACAAAGUUUACAUACUCAAAUCCUUUGUUUUGUCCAACCUUCAAUCAGAAACCCGAAAGAUGCUCAGUUUACUGUCAGAGAAGACAAAGACAACCAAAUAUUUAUAGUAGACGGGCUGGAAACAGGGAAUUCUGGGUAAGCCUCUUUAAAAAACAACUUAAAAAACAAACCAGAGUCACUGCCCCGCAGUUGUAUCUCUCUGCAGUUUAUAUCCACGUCUGUCAAAAUGGAGCCACGACAGCUGACUUCACACACAGAAGAUCUGACCAAAUGUCUCCCCUUCUGUUCCUGAGAUAUGACGUUAAAACAUGAUGAUGUCACAGUCAGGCUGACCUUUGACCUUUGACCUUCAUUAUUUUAUUCUGUUAGACAUUUGUGUCAAGUUUGGUCAGAAAGUGGAUGAAUUCUUCAGUUAUGGCCAAAAACAUAUUUAUGAGGUCACACUGACCUUUGACCUCCAAAUUCUAGUCCAUUCAUUCUUGAAUAAAAGUGGACAUUUGUGCCAAAUUUGAUUAAACUCCUGCAAGACCUCCUUCAGAUAUUGCAUUCAUAAGAAUGAGAUGGAUGCAAGUUCAAAGUGCCCUUGACCUUUGACCACUAAAACAUAAUCAGUUUAUCAUUGGGUCAAACUGAACGUUUGUGCCAAAUUUAAAGAAAUGUGUUUUUCAGAUUUCAUGUUCACAAGAAUGAGACAGAGGAGGUCGCGGUGAUCUUUGACCACCAAAUUCUAAUCAGCUCAUCGUUGAGUCCAAGUGGACGUUUGUGCCAAAUUUGAAGAAAUUCCUUGAAGGUGCUUUUGAGAUUUUAUGUUCACAAGAAAGGGACAGACAACCGGAAAACACGAUGCCUCCGUCCGUGGCUAUCGCCAGCGCCAAGGCAUAAAAACGCCUUCUAACAACUCAACUCUGAAAUGUUGGAAGAUUAUUUUCUAUCAGCUCUAAAACGUGCAGAGUCUCCUCUGUUUCCACGUCACAGUGUUACAGUUGAGUUUGUGAUUAAAUGUCCUGGACUGUUUUUAUUUUUACAGUCGUACAAAGUUAUAUUGAAGUUAAUGUGAGCUGAUUCACAUCGUGUAGAUUAUUAUCAGCUGAUCACUGUGGUUUUAAAUGGAGGUGAAUAAUAAAGAAAACUAAUUUAAUGUUUAAUAAAGUUCGUUAAAGGUUGUUCAAACUGCACUUUGUUUAACAGAAACAGCAUGAACACACACACACACACUCCUCAGAGACUCAUUCCCAGCUGUGUUGUUGUUGCUGUAAAGAUGUUUUAUCACUGUAAUGUUUUCUGUCAUCUAUAUAUUGUUGUUGUAAAAUAUAUAUACUGCACAUGUUGUAAAU